GUUCUUUUGCAAUAGACACCAGCAGCAGCAGCUCCAUUUCUAUAAGCUCGCGCGCCGCCGCCAAGGAAGAAUCAACUUUCUCAGCUUCAAAACCCACAUCAGAAUCGGAACAAGAGCUGCAUUCCAUUGAUUCUUCUUUGAUUCGGCCUCUGAGAGCACAAUCAAUAACACUUAUUAGCAGCAGCAGCAGCAACGGGAUUCUGGAUUCAUUAGUUUCUGAUACCACCUCUUUCUCUUUUUGCUCUUGAAAUUUCUGCUGCAAAUCUCUCCUGCUGAACAUUUUUUUAACAAGAAUGGCGGCUGAACUGCAAGUUUUUGGAGUUAAACCUUUUCACCUUUCUCCUGAGAGGAAAUCUGUGAACUAUCAGAAACUUCUCAAGGCGGCGGCGCGUGAGCGGCUCUGUAAUCCUAAGUCGGCGCCCUCUCUCUGCACAACCUACGAGCGUUCCAAUAAGAAGAGAGUUUCCGGAGUCACUUGUUAUCAAAAGAGUAAUCUUGAUGGCCAUGAAAUGAGUAAACCUGCAAUUCAGAAUCUUGAUGGGGUUCCAAAUGAGUUGACAUGCGUAAUGAAAUUCGGUGGUUCCUCAGUUGCUUCGGCCGAAAGGAUGAGAGAAAUUGCCGAUCUUAUUCUCAGCUUCCCUCAAGAAAGACCUGUUGUUGUUCUGUCUGCAAUGGGCAAGACCACCAACAAGCUCUUACUGGCUGGGGAGAAAUCAGUCACUUGUGGCAUUUCCAAUGUUUCCUAUCUUGAUGAAUUGGCGUUUGUUAAAGAUCUGCAUUUUAGAACAAUGGAUGAGCUCGGAAUUGACAUUUCUACAGUUUCAACACUCCUUGAGGAACUGGAGCAGUUAUUGAAGGGAAUUGCUCAAGUGAAAGAGUUGACUCUUCGUACCAAAGACUAUCUAGUCUCGUUUGGCGAAUGCAUGUCAACAAGAAUCUUUUCUGCAUAUUUAAACAAAAUUGGCAUCAAAGCUCGCCAAUAUGAUGCUUUUGAAAUUGGUUUCAUAACAACUGAUGACUUCGCCAAUGCUGACAUUUUGGAGGCAACUUAUCCUGCUGUUGCAAAGAGGUUACAUGGUGAUUGGACUGCUAAUCCUGCAUUACCUAUCGUAACUGGUUUUCUUGGAAAGGGAUGGAAAUCUGGUGCCGUUACUACAUUGGGAAGGGGUGGUAGUGAUCUGACUGCCACAACCAUUGGUAAAGCCUUGGGUUUGCGUGAGAUUCAGGUGUGGAAGGAUGUUGACGGCGUCUUAACAUGUGAUCCUAACAUAUACUCAUCCUCGCAACCUGUCCCAUACCUUACAUUUGACGAGGCAGCAGAACUUGCCUAUUUUGGUGCACAGGUCCUGCAUCCACAAUCCAUGAGACCGGCAAGAGAAGGUGAUAUCCCUGUGAGAGUUAAAAAUUCUUAUAACCCAAAGGCUCCAGGAACACUUAUCACCAAGAAAAGAGAUAUGAGCAAGGCAGUACUAACCAGCAUUGUGUUGAAACGGAAUGUUACCAUGUUGGAUAUUGCAAGUACUCGCAUGCUCGGCCAGUAUGGUUUUCUUGCCAAGGUGUUCUCCAUCUUUGAGGAUUUGGGUAUAUCUGUUGAUGUUGUAGCGACUAGCGAAGUCAGUAUUUCGUUGACCUUGGAUCCAUCAAAACUCUGGAGCAGAGAAUUGAUACAACAGGCAAGAGAACUUGAUCAUGUUGUGGAGGAACUUGAAAAAAUUGCAGUUGUAAAUCUUCUUCAACACCGAUCAAUCAUAUCUCUUAUAGGCAAUGUCCAAAGAUCUUCAUUGAUACUGGAGAAGGCUUUCCGUGUUCUCCGAACCAAUGGAGUCAAUGUUCAGAUGAUCUCUCAAGGAGCAUCUAAGGUAAACAUUUCGAUGAUAGUAAAUGACAGUGAAGCAGAACAAUGUGUAAGAGCUCUUCACUUGGCCUUCUUCGAGAAUGACCAGCCGGAGCUGGUUUUACAAUGUGAAUCUCUCGAGAAUGGCUCCACCCUAGUGUCAUCAAAUGGCCGUUGAUUUGUUUUGCCCCCUCUAAGACUGCCACCUUUUUUGUGUAACAAUAGAUUGUUUCCUUUUUGAAACUUAGAUUGAUUUCUACUCUUUAUUAGAUCAUGUUUGAUUGGAUGGUAAUUGGAGGACAUUGGUGCCUCUACUUUCCUUAUUUGGAAUCAAUCUAUGAGCCUGUUUUAAACUGA
This is a messenger RNA of Impatiens glandulifera, 2191 nucleotides long. Its product is annotated as aspartokinase 2, chloroplastic-like. Gene Ontology annotation, cellular component: chloroplast stroma. The transcript has 13 exons. Gene Ontology annotation, biological process: amino acid biosynthetic process. Lineage: Eukaryota; Viridiplantae; Streptophyta; Magnoliopsida; Ericales; Balsaminaceae. The record is from RefSeq and is a predicted model, not a curated record. Gene Ontology annotation, molecular function: aspartate kinase activity. Bases 294 to 2012 code for a protein of 572 amino acids.